Molecule: messenger RNA, 1663 nt
Organism: Gilbertella persicaria
Lineage: Eukaryota; Fungi; Mucoromycota; Mucoromycetes; Mucorales; Choanephoraceae
Product: origin recognition complex subunit 4 C-terminus-domain-containing protein
Exons: 4
Coding region: 253-1587 (444 amino acids)
Biological process (GO): DNA replication; DNA replication initiation
Cellular component (GO): nuclear origin of replication recognition complex; nucleus
Molecular function (GO): DNA replication origin binding; ATP hydrolysis activity
Source: RefSeq, a predicted model, not a curated record
AAAAAAAAAUAAAAAUAAAAAUAAGAAGAAUUUCCCCACAUUUAUAUGUAACACUUUCACAUGAAUUUCAUUAAUUUAAUCCCGCACUAAAAACUAUUCUUUGAUUUCAUAUUGAAGAUGUAGUACAAUGGCAUGAAGAACAAGGUAACCUGUUCUCUUACUUAUCCAAUCAAAAAGAAUGCGCGUAUUUAAAAGAAACGCGUAUAUCCAGUUGAAAAAAAAAAUUUUUUUUUCUUAAUUAUUUAUCUCAGUAUGACAAAGCGAACACUUGAAGAAAGCGAUUCAGACACUAUAGUCAGCACACCUCAAAAAUUAGCAAAAACCUUGCAUAAUUCAAGUCAAGUAUUAGAUCGAUCAGAAGUUCACAGACUCCUACUUGCUCGUCUGAACGGAAUCCAACUUCCUGCACGACUCCCAGGACUUGAGAACGAAUACAACACACUCUACAAACUUUUAAGACAGACAAUAACAAAAGGCGAGAGCAACUCAUGUUUAUUGAUUGGCAAUCGAGGCACAGGCAAAUCUGUCCUUGUUCGUUCUGUGUUGCGCGAUCUUGAACAGAGAGCACAAGAAUUUUGUGUUGUCAAACUCAAUGGCUUGACAGAAACAACAGACAGACUUGCCCUGAACGAGAUUGCUCGUCAGUUAGCGUUGGAAGACGAAGCUGAUCGAACAUUUACAACAUUUGCAGAUUCAUUUGACUAUUUACUCUCUUUAUUGAAAUCAGGCAACAAGACAUCGUUGCCUGUCGUGUUUAUCUUGGACGAAUUUGAUCUGUUUGCUGAUCAUCCUAAACAAGCCUUACUUUAUAACCUUUUUGAUGCAGCACAGAGCGCACAGAAUCCCAUGGCUGUCAUUGGCUUGACAUGUCGUAUUGAUACCCUAGAUUUACUUGAGAAGCGAGUCAAGUCUCGUUUCUCUCAUCGACAGAUCUAUCUUUUCCCUUCUUCUAGCUUUGGCCAGUUUAUAGAGAUAGCAAAAGAAACAUUAACGCUACCAGAGACAUGUCAGGGACAUCACGGGUUCAAUAAAGCAUUAGAUCGCUUAUUUCAAGACCCAACAGUCAAUGGUAUUCUUCGACGUAUCUUUGAUUUAUCUAAAGAUAUUCGCAUGUUUCAUAAACUAUGUUUUUAUCCAGUAUGUCGCAUGCUUACCACACCACCUUAUUUAUCGACAGAAGACUUUGUUGAAUCCAGUUUGAUUCAAAGAGCAGAUUCCAAAACAGAGCUCUUAAAGGGUAUUGCCUUACUUGAAAUGGUCUUAAUUAUCAGUAUGAAGAAACUAUUAGAAAAGGAUAUCUCUACUUUUAACUUUCAAAUGGUCUAUGAUGAAUACAAAGAAUUCGCAAACAAUGCUCAAAUCAAGAGUCAAACAACGGGUAUUAGACUAUAUAAAAGAGCAGUGGCAUUAAAGGCAUUUGAAAACCUACAAUUGUUUGAAUUAGUGUAUCCUAUUGACGUGGCUGGAAAGUGUCCAAAAGAAUACCGUAUGGUUAAGUUAAUGAUGGAACCUGCCCAAGUGACAGAAGCUGUCUUAAAACAUAAUUGCCCAGACAUCGUCAAGAAAUGGGGUGUAGGCAUGAUUUGAAUAAUUUUUUUUUGUUGCCCGCUGUGGCCUGAUUAAAAUUGGCAAGCGAUAUGAUAUAAGAGAGGGGGGAGCCAAG